AUGGAUCUUCAUAGUUUCUUUUAUGGCCCACACAGCAUGGCUCAAACUUUCCAGCAAGUUGUUGACUCAGACUCAGAUGAGGGCUCAGAUGAGAAGGCUAUUGCUGCCAUGGGCAUUCUCAACACACUGGAAACCAUUCUUAAUGUGAUGGAAGAGCAAAAAGAAAUUUUAAAUCAGCUGGAGGGAAUUGUUUUAAAUGUAAUAGGAUUAAUAUUCCAUCAAAAUAUGAUUGAAUUUUAUGAAGAAGUUUUAUCUCUUGUGUAUAUGUUGACAUGUACACAAAUCUCACAGCAUCUGUGGCAGGUCUUUUAUAUGGUCUAUGAAAUAUUUCAGAAAGAUGGAUUUGAUUACUUCACAGACAUGAUGCCAGCCCUCCACAACUAUGUCACAGUAGAUCCACAAGCUUUCCUUGCAAAUCCCAAGCAUUUAGAGAUCAUCUACAACAUGUGUAAAACUGUAAUGACAGGAGAUGCUGGUGAGGAUGCAGAGUGCCAUGCUGCCAAGCUGCUAGAGGUGAUCCUCCUCCAGUACAAAGGACAAGUUGACCCUGUGGUUCCGUCAUUUGUGGAGUUGGCUCUUGAGAGAUUAACAAGAAAAGUGAGGACCUCGGAAUUGAGAACAAUGUGUCUGCAGGUUGUCAUUGCUGCACUCUAUUACAAUCCUCAGGCCUUGCUAGACAUGCUGGACAAGAUGCGUUUACCAAAUAUCACAGAUUCCAUCACAGCACAGUUUGUGAAACAGUGGUUACACGACUGUGAUUGUUUCCUUGGUCUUCAUGACAGAAAAAUCAGUGUCCUUGGUCUUUGUACGUUAAUGGACACACCCUCUACUCGCCCAGCUGCCAUCAAUGAGAAUGCCUCACAGAUCCUCCCCUCCGCUCUGCUGCUCUUUGCAGGUCUAAAAAGGGCUUAUGCAAGUCGAGCAGCAGCUGACAAUGAAGAGGGUGAUGAUGAAGAUGAAGAAUACGAGGAAGAUGAAUUAGGGAGUGAUGAAGAUGAAAUUGAUGAAGAAGGUGCUGAAUAUUUAGAAAAAUUGGAGAGAUCGGCAAAUGGAGAUGAUGACAGUGAUGACGAAUAUGACGACGAGGCAGAAGAAACUGCAUUAGAAAGUUACAGGACACCUUUAGAUGAUGAUGACUGCACAGUAGAUGAAUAUCAGGUCUUUAAAACUGUACUACAAAGCUUACAAAGCAGGGAUCCCAGCUGGUACAGCUCCCUAACUAGUCAAUUAACACAGGAACAACAACAGGAAUUAAAUGAAGUCUUUACAUAUGCUGAACAGAGGAAGGCUGUCCAGGAUUCAANGUGUUUCCAUUCUCGGCUGACUGAGGAAAGGUUUGAGAGAGCAUUUAAAGAAGAGGCGGUCGAACCAAUAGUGAGUAGGAAGUGUGCUGCAAUCAAGACGAACAAUACCGAUCAUAAGUGGACAGCUAAUAACCCCUAA
This is a messenger RNA of Lingula anatina, 1443 nucleotides long. Its product is annotated as importin-7. The record is from RefSeq and is a predicted model, not a curated record. Gene Ontology annotation, cellular component: nuclear envelope; cytosol. Gene Ontology annotation, biological process: protein import into nucleus. NCBI's taxonomy places the organism in Eukaryota, Metazoa, Brachiopoda, Lingulata, Lingulida, Lingulidae. Gene Ontology annotation, molecular function: small GTPase binding.